AGAUGCAAAAAGUGGCACCUGAAUUCAAAAUGAGAAGCACUUUCCAUGAUCCACAAAUAUUUUCAUACACAAACUCUCUGAUAUAAUGGUUUAGUUUUAUAAGGCAUUGUAACUAGCAUUUAUUUUUUUAUUGCCUAUAGGCAUGCAUCAUAAGGUGUACAUUUAGGUAGAAACGUCCCCUGUUUGACUAUGCAGCACAAUGUAUCCAAAUUCAUCAUAUUAUUAUUGUUGUUAUUAAUUUAUUGAGGUAAAGUGGGGUAUUAUUUAAAAUUAUUCUUUUGUGUAAAAAAAGUCUUUGUUCUGACUAUAAUUAACAAAUAUAAAUUUGCAUUUGAUGCAGACUUGAAAAAAUUACUUUUAGCCUUACUGUAAAUAAAAAUCAUGACCAAGAAGGUUAAUUGGCAGCUAUAAGUCAUUUGUUGAGAAUGAAUACUGGUAUGGAUUAUAAAGGCUCAGCGGUGUGUACAUAAACCAAUCACAAAGCAAGAGGUUUUCGAACGAGAGGCUCUGGCGCGUGAAUGUGGGUCAUUCCGCGCGCUCAGCACCGGGAACGGACGCAGUUUACAAUUUGACAAAAUGGGAUAGAGAUCACUACAAGGCAAAAACCUCAUGGACGCCUAAUGAAGUUUUUUUGUCAGAACAGCUGAAGAUAUUAUAUGUUCAAUGUAAAGAAAUGUACCUAAGGAUGGAGAAUAGUACAAACCACACAGAGGACCGUGCGCACGGAGCGCAGGAUAGUGAGGAUGGAGACGCACAGAACAGUGUGCGCGCUCUGCUGGGGUUCGUGCUCUUUCUCCUGAUCAUCUCCACGCUCCUCGGGAACACGCUGGUGUGCGCCGCCGUGGUCAAAUUCAGGCACCUGCGCUCCAAAGUGACCAACUUUUUUGUCAUUUCUCUGGCAGUGUCUGACCUCUUCGUGGCGGUACUGGUGAUGCCGUGGGAGGCGAUAUCCGCGGUUACGGGCACGUGGCUCUUCGGCCGGUUUUGCGGCAUCUGGAUCGCCUUUGACAUAAUGUGCUCCACCGCGUCCAUCCUCAACCUGUGCAUCAUCAGCGUGGACCGCUACUGGGCAAUCGCGAGCCCUUUCCGCUACGAGCGCAAGAUGACCCACCGGGUGGCUUUCAUGAUGAUUGGGGUGGCGUGGACCCUGUCCAUUCUCAUCUCCUUCAUCCCGGUUCAGCUCAACUGGCACAUGGCAGAGGACGGGGAGGAAGGCGCAGUGGGUAACGGCACCAACUAUUCCGACAACUGCAAAGCCAACCUGAACCGGACGUACGCCAUAUCUUCUUCACUGAUAAGUUUCUACAUUCCUGUUAUUAUCAUGAUCGCCACAUACACGAGGAUAUUUCGUAUUGCGCAAACACAGAUCCGCAGGAUCUCCUCUUUGGAGAGGGCAGUGGAGCAGGCGCAAAACCACCACCAGUCCAACGACUGCUCUAACGAGAACUCCCUUAAAACCACAUUCAAGAAAGAGACCAAAGUUUUAAAAACUCUUUCCAUCAUCAUGGGAGUCUUUGUGUUUUGUUGGCUGCCGUUUUUCGUGAUCAACUGCAUGGUACCCUUCUGUCAGUGCGUAAGCGACACUACUUUCACUAUUUUUGUUUGGUUCGGAUGGGCCAAUUCCUCUCUAAACCCCGUCAUUUACGCAUUCAACGCGGACUUCAGAAAGGCCUUUUCGUCUAUUUUGGGUUGCAAUAAGAUUUUCCCCAGCGCCGCAGUGGAGACAGUGAAUUUUAGCAAUGAGCUGGUGUCUUAUCACCACGACACAACGCUACAAAAAGAAGCGCAGCCGCUGGUAGUGCAGCUGCCGCACGCAGUUUCAAACUCUCGGGAGGAACCGAGCCUCCCGUUCGAUAAGGAUUCUGUUACCUCCAACAUGUCCCGAAACCAUAAAAACUUGCUGUUGCCUAACAUCCCGCAGUUCGAGUGCGACGGGGAGAUUUCCCUGGACACUAUUACACCGUUUACCUCCACCGGACUCAUGGAGUGCGAGGGACUCCCUGGUCAAAUCAUAAACGAAUGACAUUCAACAGACUGAUCAGAGGAUUUAUUCACUCUGCGAUGGAUGCUGGUGGAAUGAUGAUUGUUAAUGAUCAAUGAUCAGGCCAUGCAGCUUUAGAUCACCUAUUUAUUGAUGUAAAACAUUCACCUUAUUUUUUAGUCAACAUAUUCAGGUUAAGAUUACGAAAUCAGGGUACCACAGCAUAACAAAAGCUUUUGGAUUCUGCAUAAAUAUAUAUGUUUUGAUCACUUGCAGCCAG
Misgurnus anguillicaudatus (oriental weatherfish) is the source of this 2261-nucleotide messenger RNA. RefSeq names its product D(1C) dopamine receptor. The record is from RefSeq and is a predicted model, not a curated record. NCBI's taxonomy places the organism in Eukaryota, Metazoa, Chordata, Actinopteri, Cypriniformes, Cobitidae. Gene Ontology annotation, cellular component: plasma membrane. Gene Ontology annotation, biological process: positive regulation of MAPK cascade; adenylate cyclase-activating adrenergic receptor signaling pathway. Gene Ontology annotation, molecular function: G protein-coupled receptor activity.